GGAAACUUGGAUUUGUUUUGAACGGAAGCAAACUCGUGGUUUUGUGAAAUAUACGCGAAAAACACUUUUAUUGAAGCCACAAAUAACACAAACGUGUUUAAAAUACAGCAUUGGGGGCUCAACAAUCACCCCCGAAAGUAAAGGGCCACAAUGGAACGGGAGGAGGAGUUUGAGAUAUCGCGACGGGAUGCGAAACGGCUGGCGGAACCACUGAUGAAGGCCGCGUACGCGGAUGGCAUCGACACCGGGCGGCAAGUGCACUAUCAGCGCAACUUUGACGAGGGCUACCGGAAAGGGUUCGCUGCCGGAUUCGUGCACGGUCAGCAACAGGCACGCCGUGCACUGGACGAGCACCGGAAGGCGUCGGCUGAAGCUGAAUGAAGUGCCGUGUUUUGUGGCACGUUUUAAUCGAUUAAGAGGACAG
This is a messenger RNA of Anopheles moucheti, 424 nucleotides long. RefSeq lists its product as uncharacterized. Lineage: Eukaryota; Metazoa; Arthropoda; Insecta; Diptera; Culicidae. The record is from RefSeq and is a predicted model, not a curated record. Bases 151 to 381 code for a protein of 76 amino acids. The transcript has 2 exons.